AUGCCAUCAGAUCUAAGUACCUGGCUCAUCGCAGUACCGCAGGAUGGCGACUCUGAAGGUUUGUACCAAGAGAUUUCAGCAAAGUUAGAACAGGCGAAGGCGUUGCCCACCAGCAAUGUCGUGGAGCUGCACAUCCCCACUCUCAAGACGGGUACACUUGACCUUCUCAUCUCUCUUUCCGAAGAGCUCCCCAAAUUUGAUGCUUUCUUUACUGGUGCCGUUGCGAAGAUCGUCGAUACGUUGCGAAACCUCCUGAACAACGAUCCCCAAAAGCUCGCUCAGCAUACCCUGGUGGAGGAGAAGACAUGUGACGAUUAUCUGAUGAAGGGAUGGAAGUGGAAUGUUGGGAAAUAUGGGACCCAAAGGGGACUACGAGAACUCGUGGAUGGGUUGAAUAAGGAAAUGACAUCAAUAGACAAUGUCAUGAAAAGCAAGGUGAACAAUUACAACCUUGCGAAGGGUUCGCUAGCUCAGAUGCAACGGAAGAAGGCGGGAAACCUUUCGGUGAAGUCACUAGUCGAUGUCGUGCCUAGAGAAGUAAUGGUCCAAGACUCUGAGUACCUGGAGACUCUGCUCGUUGCUGUACCAAGCCCGUUGACGAAAGAGUGGCAAGCGAAGUACGAGCGACUCGCAUCUAUGGUCGUGCCCAGAUCAUCCUUAGAGGUAGCGACGGACAGCGAAUUUACACUAUACUCCGUUGUCGUGUUCAAACGUCAACACGAUCAGUUUGUUCAAAAGUGCCGCGAAAGCAAGUUCAUCGUUCGCGAAUUCACUUUUGAUGAAGAAUCAAUAAUAAAGCAACGACAAGAGCAACAGGAUCUGAGCCUUGCGGAGAAGGAGAUGUGGACUGACUUGCUGCGGCUAUCGAGAACGAAUUUCUCCGAGGCUUUCCAGGUACUUGUGCACCUGAAAAUUCUGAGAUUGUUUGUGGAGAGCGUGUUACGAUAUGGACUACCUGCGAACUAUAUCGGACUAGUAAUCAAGCCUGACCCCAGACCCUCGAAGCGUUUAAUAACCGUCCUCACUUCACAUUUCACUUAUCUCAACAAACAGCGUGCAGGGAAGAAGAGCAAGAAAGCUAGCGGCACGGAUGAAUACACGGGUGAAUAUCAGAGCUUGAUGGAACAGGAAUUCUACGAUUUUGUCCUGUUUGAAGUCCCAUCGGUUUUGUAGGGGUUGGUCCUUGAGCGGUGACGGGUCGAGGUACUCUGCGCUCAAAUAUAUAUCAUUUCUAAUGCAGACGAGGAGACC
Messenger RNA from Dacryopinax primogenitus, 1251 nucleotides. RefSeq names its product ATPase V1 complex subunit C. Gene Ontology annotation, cellular component: vacuolar proton-transporting V-type ATPase, V1 domain. Gene Ontology annotation, molecular function: proton-transporting ATPase activity, rotational mechanism. The record is from RefSeq and is a predicted model, not a curated record. The coding region runs from base 1 to 1173 and encodes 390 amino acids. NCBI's taxonomy places the organism in Eukaryota, Fungi, Basidiomycota, Dacrymycetes, Dacrymycetales, Dacrymycetaceae. The transcript is spliced from 6 exons. Gene Ontology annotation, biological process: proton transmembrane transport.